AAGAGUGUCUCUCACAUAAACUUCCGGUAGGGUGUGAGCUUGAAGCGGAGGAUCCGUGUGGAAUUAAAAAACUGAACAUUUCGCUCUUUUCGUCCGUUUACAGACGGAAAAGCUCUUUAAUUCUGUCUCGGUUUGUCCGGUAGCUGGACGGUGCUCGGUGGUUGUCGCUGUGUCACGUCAUAGAGCGUUAACGACUUUUCUAACUCCCGCUGUGCUGAGCUCCGUGUCCUCACAAGAUGUCCAAGUCUCUGAAGAAGAUUGUGGAGGAGAGUCGGGACAAGAACCUGCCCGAAGUGGAGAUGUGUGACAGAGGCAUUUCUAACAUGCUGGACAUCCCGGGAUUGUUCACUCUGUCCAACAUCACUCAGCUGGUCCUCAGCCACAACAAGCUGACAGCGGUUCCCGCUAACAUCUCUGAGCUGAAGAACCUGGAGGUUCUCAACAUGUUCAACAACCAGAUCGAGGAGCUGCCGACCCAGAUCAGCAGCCUGCAGAAGCUGAAACACCUCAACCUGGGGAUGAACCGUCUGAGCAGUUUACCCCGAGGGUUCGGUUCGCUGCCAGCUCUGGAGGUGUUAGACCUCACCUACAACAACCUGAACCAGAGUUCCCUGCCCGGGAACUUCUUCUAUCUCACCACCCUUCGUGCUCUCUACCUGAGUGACAAUGACUUCGAGGUCCUGCCUGUUGACAUCGGGAAGCUGACCAAGUUACAAAUAUUGAGUCUGAGGGAUAACGAUCUGACCUCGUUGCCUAAAGAGAUCGGGGACUUGGCUCAACUCAAAGAGCUUCACAUCCAGGGCAACAGACUGACUGUCCUCCCCCCUGAACUUGGUAAUCUGGAUCUGACUGGUCCUAAACAGGUGUUUAAGGCAGAGAAUAAUCCCUGGGUCACUCCCAUCGCAGACCAGUUUCAGCUGGGGGUCUCUCAUGUCUUUGAAUAUGUUCGCUCAGAGACCUACAAGUAUCUGUAUGGCAGACAUAUGCAGGCCAACCCAGAGCCUCCAAAGAAGAGCAAUGAUAAAAGUAAGAAGAUAAGCCGUAAACCUCUGGCCACCAAGAACAAGUGAUGAAGAAAUGGAGGAUGAUGAGGAUGAUGAACUCACUCAGCUCAGCCUGCAUGUGCCUUUUUCUUCUCUUUUUUUUAUUACAUGGAAACUUAUCACAUUUUUUUUAAUAUAUUGAUGUAGUGAUGUGUGUUGGACUGUGUUCCUCUGAAGGUCAGUUCAGGUGGAUGUUUCUUUUCAACUUCCUAACUGUUUGAGCCCUGGUGCUAAAAAAUAAAAGUGUCUUCUCAUGCUGGUUGCCCUCGACGAGGACCAGAGGUAUUUUAAGUUAUAAUGUUCAGUCCUGUGAGGCGACGCUGUUAAACUGUUAUAAUGCCAAAGGUUCAGCUUCAUUGUGGUUCCAUUGUCCACUGGAAGCCAUGUUUUUACUACAGAGUAAUUUACAUUUAUUUUAUAAUAACAUAACAUUACAUAAUUAUAUGUUUUACUAACAUAUUGAAAACUUAUGCAGCUUAUUUAGAUAAUCACUAUAUGCCUAACCCUUUAUACUGCCCCCAUGUCUGUCAACUGAACACAGAUUAUUACUCUCCACUCUACCUUUACUUCCUCCUCCUUAUGAAGUCAAGUGUCACUCACAUUUCAGCCUGUUGCACAAAAUUAAUGAAUGUAAUCAUUUUUAAAUUCACCAUGCUUUAAUCACAGGCCAAAUAUACUGGGUUCAUUGUGUCAAACAUUUCAAAUAAAACAAUCACAAUCUUCUCAUGAAUCAUGUCAGAUAAAUACACAGUAAAAGCCUAAACACUG
Molecule: messenger RNA, 1811 nt
Organism: Seriola aureovittata
Lineage: Eukaryota; Metazoa; Chordata; Actinopteri; Carangiformes; Carangidae
Gene: rsu1
Product: Ras suppressor protein 1
Exons: 8
Coding region: 237-1070 (277 amino acids)
Molecular function (GO): protein binding
Source: RefSeq, a predicted model, not a curated record